AUGCCUCACGUCGACAUCUUGUUCAACCAGUUGCAGAAGAGAAAAACUGAACUAGCGCAAGUUAAAACGGCUACCGAUAAUUUUGAAAAAUGUAUUGUCGAUGUGAGAAAUAAAAUUGUCGACAUAAUAAAUGAAGCCAAAACUAUUUGCACUAAACCCCAAGGCAACAAAAGGAGACGACGUAAUAAUAGUCACGAUCACCGAGUUGCCGCAUUAGAAGUAUGCGACAAUAUAGUGAAUUUUGCAAAUGACAGAUUUCAAUUCAAAGAUUAUUUGGUAGCCGCAUCCCUUUUUGUCCCCGAACACUUUGGAGGAUACUGUGGUGCUGUUGUGGCAGGUUGCCCACAAAAAAGCGUUCAUUACCCUCCAACAGCCUGUGCUGAAGAAGAAACAAUCACCGAAGAAGCAUCUGGAAGUUCAGGACCAGUACCACAAUGAAAGCCGGACCCCGUAAGGAGCCU
This is a messenger RNA of Acanthoscelides obtectus, 461 nucleotides long. Lineage: Eukaryota; Metazoa; Arthropoda; Insecta; Coleoptera; Chrysomelidae. The record is from the annotation of a GenBank genome assembly.